AUGGCAUUCCCCACAACGCACCUGACGCUCCCCGAGCAGUGCACGCAGGUGGUCUUGUUGACGACAGUGGACGCUGUCAGUGCCACGUACGUGUCUGCACUCGCCACUUCCCCCCUGGUGCCGCAGAACUGCCGUGUGGUGGUGUGGAAUGUCCCACCGACAGCAACGCCGAAUUCGAUGCAGGAAGGGCACUCCAACGAGAGCUCCUCUGUUCCUUCUGAUGCUGCAGCCGCCGCGCCGCCCUCCCCAACUUCCGAUCGCGCGAGCGCUGCGACGGGUAUGGGGCAGGCGGCGUUCGCAACGGCGCUGACGCAAAUUGCGGCGAAGAUGCGCGAGCGUCGUGCGCCGCGUCCGGUAGCAACCGUGACACACAUGACUCAGUUCUUCUACGGCGGUGUGUCACCCAAAGUGGAAGAAAUUGGACCGAUGAUGCGACGGAUCGACGUGCGCCACCACCCGAGCACAGACGUGCCCGCUGCAAUCGCCGCGGGUGUACUGGCGGUGGAGGACUCGGUGUUUGUUCUAGUGCUUAACGCGCAGUCUCUCGGCACCGACACGGCAGCCGCGCUGCAGCCGUAUGAGACAUUCCUGCGUGCGGUGUGGGGGGUAAACCCACACCUCACUGUUGCGGCUCCUGCACCUCGUCGCCCGCCUUCUUCUUCCUCACCUCCCGACUCCGUUCCUCGGAAGCGGCAAGGCAGUCUUGUUGUUCUUGCUGAUGAAGUCUACCGUGCGGCUGCGUGUGCCAUGGUCAAGACUGUCGCAGCGGAGGUGUCGACCUCGGUGGAGUGGUUUGUGCAGCUCGCCUACGUACACGCCAUGGACCCGCCGGCGCUUGAGUUCGGCGCCACCGAAGUCGCGGUGGAGGGCCCCGCGGGAAUCUCGCACGGGGGUGCGCUGCCGGUGCUGUGCGCGACGAACGUGCUGGGGGUGCUCCGUCACUUCCCUGUCAGCCGCAGUGAGCCAGCCACCAUCACGCCUGUCGAUGUUGCCCUCAAUGCAGCGCUGCUGGGGCAUAUCUUUCUGCGGUGCGGCGAACUCCCCGAGUGCAGCGACGACUUUUCUGACUUGGCAACAACCGGAAAGGGUCACGGCACACGGACGUCGGCGCAACCCACGCGUCAUCACAUGGCGUCUUUCGCUAUCGCCGAAUCUCACAAACCAGCAGAGGCGUCGCUGGUGUGGGGUAUGUUUGGCGAGUAUUUGAUGGGCUACUAUGGACGCUUUGCGAAGCACAUCUGUGCGGCCUUCCCUGUGGCUGGCGUGGUCACACCUGCUCCGAUUUUGCAGUUUCCAUUUAGCCUGCAGGACGUCGUGAACUUCGGACCCGAGCCGCGAUGCCCGACCUACCUUCUGGAAGGAUGGCGUGCUUAUCAGCAGCGUCAGCGUGUCACGGACGACUUCCACGGUGCAGAGAUGACACGCAAGAUGCAAGCGUGUGUGCAUCAGCUGGACGACACCUUGAACAGCAUCACCAGCGCUGCUCGUGCCGCGGCUGCGCAGAAAAAGGCCGUCAUUGCAGCUACUGCCCUCCGCCGGCGUGCGUCCUCGUCUUCGUCCUUUGCCUUGCCUCCUUACUGCCUCGACGACUUCAACGUUCCCGUUUACCAGUAUAUGCUGCGCCGCCUCACGAUGCACUACUCCCUCAUGCCCUACCACCAGUGUGUGGCGUUGACGGAGGUAGACUGGGAGGCCUACAUCUCCGUCAUCGCGAGAUCCGUCUUGGUGCAUCUCGCCAGCUCCGUUUUGCAGCGCGCACAGGAGGAGCCGUCAUCGCAGGUUCGCCGUCUCGCUGGUGCGCCGGGGGUCGACAUUGCAAGCAUUGCAGGCGUGAAGCCCACGGCGGUUGUAGCAGACCCCAACAGCACCGCACCAGCCUCUGUCGUGGAGGGCGCUUUGGCAAAGCCACCCUCCGAUGCAGCCGCAACGGUGCCAUUCGGUUUUCCCGAGCCGCGGCGCAGCUUCACAAACGACUUCAUCUACCGCGGUGAGGAGCGCAUCCCACCCUUUCCCUCUCUCACGCGGCGGUACUUCCCUUGCGCCACUUUUCUGCACCGCACCGCACUGACCUCGAACGGCUGGCGUACCGACAUAACACCCGGUAUGACCCCCAAAACGAUGGCCGCCAUUCUCGCGCAGCCGCAUCUUCAACGGCUUAUGACAGCCCUCGCGGCCAGAGACGGCGCGACCAAGGCGGAGGUGGAGGCGCAGGCAAAACGGAUUCUUCUCGUCGCUGGUGACACCUUGAACCACCCACAGUGUCGUGUGAUGGGGCUGACGGUGCGUGAGAUCUUCAAGUGCAUGUACCAGCGCAUGAGCGUCAACCACGGUGCCUUUGAGCGUAUGCACCGGCAGCUGGAAAUGCCGCGUGUGGCGAUGGUGUACGUACCGCUGCAUCGGUCGUACGUGGACUUUCUCAGCUUGUCUUUGUUGUUGGCCGAGAUGCAGUCGCCCCUCCCCCACAUUGUGGCUGGCGAUGGAUUUCUGAGUUUGGGUCCGCUUGCGACGCUGAUGCGUGGCAGCGGUGCCUUCUUCAUCCGUCGCACUUUCCGCGGCGACGCCCUCUACACGGCACUCUUCAAAGAGUAUGUUCGGCAGCUGAUGCUGAGUCAUCGCCCGAUGGAGUUUUUCAUUGAAGGCACGCGCAGCCGCACCGGCAAGACAAUGACGCCAAAGAAGGGCAUCUUGAAGUUCGUCUGCGACACCUUCUUCGAUCCGUCGCAGCGAGAACUCGACGACGUACUUUUUAUUCCCGUGAGUCUCUCGUAUGACGAACUGCUCGAGGCGACCAUGUACGCGAAGGAGCUGCUGGGCGUCCCGAAGCCGAAGGAGAACCUUGCAAACUUUUUCAAGGCUAGCAGUACGCUGAAGCGCGUGCACGGGAGCAUCCACCUGCACCUCGGGGACGCGAUUUCGCUGCGGUCACUGAAGGAGCACCCGCGACAGUGUCCGCUACCGUACCAGCCCAAAACUGAGUCAAUCGACGCGACGCAGGUGGGCCAGGUGCCAAGUGCCGGUGGCGCGACACCAGCUGCCCGCUCCACGGCCGGCACCGAGGUGCGUGCAGGCGACCUGCCAUCGCGUGAGUCUUUGCCGCUCCACACGACACCGACCAUCAUCAAGCUGGACUCGCCAACGCCGCUGUCCAUCCUCAACAGCGUUGCGUGGCACCUGACGUACCAGCUGCAGCGCAACAUUGUCAUCACCCCCGCCAGCAUGGUCGCCGCGCUCCUCGAGUGCCUCAGCCCUUACUACUACACAAGGACGCCCAGAGUUGAAGGGGGAGGGAAGGACGCUGGCGCGGUCUCGGCGGGGGCAACGGCGACGACUUCUUCCUCUCCCUCCACUUCCGUCGCGACCGUCGACGCAGCGCAGUCGUCAAGCGAAGCUGCUGGUGUUCCGCUACCUGUGAUGGAGCAGGGUGUGACGUGGCUGCGUGGAAUUCUGUUGGAGCGGGGCGCCCGUCUCUGCGUGGAGGCCGCUACGUGGAGCGCAGACCGUGUGGUGAAGACGGCGCUGGGCAACCUCUGCGCCUUCGCGCACCUGACGAACAGCAUGUCAACAGUGUCCUACCAGCAGCCUGACAACGUUGUGACCCGCCUCGGGUUGAACAUCAGCACGAAUCAGCUCAUCCAUGUCUGCAUCGACGAGGCGCUCGUGGCGGUGGUCGCGCAAGCCUUCGGCACGCCGACGAUGCCUCAUCACCCGCCCACGGCGGAGCGCGCGACGGUGUGUGGCACCCUCGCGGUGAAGUCCGAUGUUUUGGCGAAUCACUCGCAGCUCCUGCAGCGCCUGCUGUCUACCGAGUUCCCCAACUACGCGGCGAGCUCGCCAGUGAGCUUCGCCUCAUGGCUGGAGUGCACGGUGAGUCGUCUGCAGCGUCAUCAGCCAUCGGCGGCCGCCGUCGCAGCCGCAGCGCAGCGGGCAUCUGCCUCUGCCGGAGAAGCAGCGCCGCCUGACAGCCACGGCCCUUUCACUAGUCUGCCUGUCACGGAGUACUAUUACUUUCUGCUGCAGCUCAUCUGCCCACACAUCGAGGCGCUCUACGCCGUGCUCCUCACGUCACUGACCUUGUUAAACGCAUUCCCUGGUCUGCCGCUUGGCGCUGCGGACGUCGUCAGCACCACGCAGAAGGCGUGUCGCUCCUUGUACGAGGAGCAUCAGCUCAACUACGCCGUCACCGCUAACAAGGAAACGCUGCAGCACUAUUACGAGAGUCUCGUUUCGCUUUCCGUGCUGCAGCUGGGUCGUUUUUCGCCACCGCCCUCGCCACCCGCGACGACCGAUACGAAGAAGAAGAGCCCACCGAGCCAAGGCAUUGUGACGUACAAGGUGGGUGAGCUUGGUCAGGCAAAGGCGCUGGAGCGACUGGAUGUGUUGGCGUCGCAGGUACAGAAGUUCCUCUGGUACCCCGGCGUGGAAGCAAAGGGUGCGGUGAACGCGGAUGUGGUGAGGGAGCGGGUGCUGAAGGUGUACCGUCAGCUCACUCAACCCUCGAAAAUCUAA
Molecule: messenger RNA, 4506 nt
Organism: Leptomonas pyrrhocoris
Lineage: Eukaryota; Euglenozoa; Kinetoplastea; Trypanosomatida; Trypanosomatidae
Product: dihydroxyacetonephosphate acyltransferase (DAT)
Exons: 1
Coding region: 1-4506 (1501 amino acids)
Cellular component (GO): mitochondrial membrane
Source: RefSeq, a predicted model, not a curated record